CUCGUGUCUUUUUGAAGGGACUCUUUGAUAAUUGAAUGGACUCCGUGUCUAAGAUAUAUCAUAUCCAACCCCGUCGUCUUGCGCCGGGCCGCACAUGGGGUUGCAUCUCAUCAAGCGAUUUGUCUCGAUCGGCAAAGCAAAGGCUGCAAAGCGCCUCCUCGCCUCACAACGAGGGGCCAAAACCACCCUUCCCCUGCCCAAAUCCAUGAUUGUCGCCGCCCAACCUAUAUGAGGUCAAUGCCCACCACCACCUCAGUUCUAUUCUCCAUGCGAAUGCAUUCGUCACAAGUAACUACAACUACUAUUGCUUGUGACAAACCACGCUCUCGUCACCGUGAAUCCUCUACUCGAGCAGAAGGGCCUGCCUUCGCAUUGCAUUCCCAACGUCGUUGCGCUGCGCUGUGCCGCCUACGUGAAUAGAUACUCGACAAGCUUCAAGGAGUGACAUCGCACCCCGCCAAACAUCUCGAAACAAAACACCCUCCUCCUUCUUCUGGCCUCCUCCCAACCAGCUGAAGCGAUAGCAUCACAGCAUGUCUUCUGCUUCCUCUCGAACUCGCCCGCACCGGCGCAUCGAGAGUAUACAAAAUGAUAAACGACUGUCUUUGAGCCGAAAUACCUCCUCCAAAUCACGAACGAAAGCCCCUAGCUACAACGAUGCAUACACAUUCGCCCUCCGAGUGGCAUUCCUCCACCAUCUUCUCCAGCCUCGAGCAAAGAGAAAGCAGUAUGUUUCGGCGCCAAAGCCUAUAGCUGCUAGGAAGUCGGUCAUGAUAGGGGAAUUGAUCCAAGACUUUUCAUUAAUGAAAGACACCAAAAGCGCCAAAUUUCCCCAUGGAUUCAUGUCACCCCUAGAGAGAAGACUUCAAGGCGUUCUGAUAGGUACCGAGAGACUGCCGGGAUAUAACGAGGCUGCGGUGAAGCGUACUUUUGCCGAAGCAUAUACCGCAUUUACGGAAACAGGCUUUCGCAAACGAAUGGAUAAAGAGAGACGUGUGGAGGAUUUGGUUCUAAUAUUUUACUCAAACGCAACCAAAGCCCUUCAGAAGGGCAAGGCCCCUGAUGAUGAUUCAUGGAAACUCUUGGUGGAUCGCCAUGUGGCUUUAUUUGUCCGGCUGAUUAGCAACACCCUGAAAGAUCAUGGGAAUGAUAAAGAUCGUCCCGAGUUGAUGGGCCGACUGGCAACAUUGGAGAAAAAACUGUUGACUAACGAUCAAGAUUUAUUCAUUAACAAGAGCGACAAUGCUGGAAGCACCACAAUUGAAGUGGUAGCACCCCUAAGUUUCGAUGUCAAAGACAUGCAAAUGGUUCAGACUGUGGCCAGAAUAUUUGGUCUUCAAAAUUCACAGGUCCAGGCUGACAUAGAUGCCAGCAAGAAACUUUGGACUGAGGAGGCCGCCCUUACGGAUUUGAAGGCUUACCAGCAUUGCCUGGACUCCAACACAAAACGCACUCUUAGGAGUGAUGACUUCGACUUGGAGGAGGCAUACCAAGCUUGGAAGAAGGGCGAGAUACCCGACCUGUCCCAUAUGAUGGCGGAAAUAUUGCAAGCAAGACCAGAGCUUGUCAAAUCCUCUUCGGGCUCGAAUAAACCACUUCCGCCAGUUCAUUCGGUUUCGACCAGUGCUGAAGACCAAGCUUAUUCAGAUUUAUCCAAGUCCAUCUCAAGCCCAAUUGAACCUACAUCCCUUUACUCUUUUGACCAGCCUGUUGAUAUGAGUGCCUUAUCUAUACAGGAUGAUGAACCUGGGCGCCUUUUCCUUGAGCAGUCUACCUACACGUUCAUUCCUCCCGAUCCAAGAUCUUACUACAAAUUGAUACUGCAACACGCCAUGUCAUUUGACCACCUCCAGGGCGCAGGAUCGAACGACGGCUCUGGAGAACCUGUGGCAACUGAACUACUCUCCCGGCCAUCGUUGGACCUAAUGGCAGAAUUAUGUCUUCGAUGGCGCAUUCCUCAAUUCACUAGACUGGUAUUAUUUCUGGAUGUUGCAGCACAGAAGUUUCUAGAUCAAGAAAUUGGCCUUGAGCAGCUAGAUACUGCGUUCGACUUCGUUAAGUUUCCUCCGCCGGACCCUAAACGUCUCAAGGUUGAGCCUCAUACUGCUGGAUUAUCCUCGAUUGACCAGAACUAUUGGACGGUUCAAGACUUUGCUCAAUACCGACAAAUACUAUCAAAUUUGCAUGAUGGGCUUCUUCGGGAUCUUUACGACGUGUUACAGCACUGUUAUGAUCCGAAGCCACCUUCCCCAGGACCCAUCAUGGUCAUACUUGACAACCACAUUUAUAACGACCCCUCAUUUUUCCAAGGUGAGGAAGAAGCGGAGUCUUAUCGAGUUCAGCUCGAAGAAGGUCUUCGUUCCAGAGCUGCUGGUGUCUAUCGCGACUAUUUAGAGGCCCAGGUUCCCCAAAAUCAAGAGGAGUGGCAAUUUUACCACGUCAUACAACUUGGAAAGGCUGUUGUCAAGCUCUGUGAGAGAAUUCAGAAGAAGUAUCGUAAGAACCCGGACAUCAUGGGUGUCAACCCAUUAACCAUACUUAUCGAAACCAUGUUUCCAAGUUUCGAAGGCGAUGCGCAUGAUUUGAUCCAGCGGAUUCUCCACGUAGCCCAGUCUAAGGAACUAGAAGUGGAUUUGGAGGAUGGAUUCGAGCUCUAUAAAGAGCUCAAAGAAAUCCGAAGUAUCCAUCAGGCUGCUUUGCCUGAGAAGCCAUUUGCUUUUCCCAUCGAGGAAGUUCUGGCAGACUUUGUUUGGCGAUGGAUUCGUACGGCAGAUGAGACUGUGGUUGGUAUUGUGGACAAUGCCAUCAAGCAAGAUAAGUUUGAGGUUCAUAUGGAGCACCCUGACUAUAUUCCCUCCGAUUCAGAGAGGCACAGCUCCUCUGUUGUUGAUAUAUUCACUUUUUUCAACCAAACAGCAGAGAAAAUAUUCCAGCUGGACUGGGAUAAUGAAUUUCACUAUGCAAAGUUCAUGACAGCUAUGUCAAAGUCCUUUGGAAUUGCACUUGGUCGAUACUGUGAAGUUCUCGAUCAAACUUUCAAUAAGGAGAUGGAUCGACUAUCACCGGCUCAAGAAGCUGCCGCCCAACAGACAAAACAGGAAAAGUGGAUGCAGCUUGCAAAGGAUGCUUGGAAUAACAAGGAGAAGAUCGAGCCAUUUCAGUUUUACCCAGAGGUAGUGUCUAACCUAGCCAAUCACUUGAUAUCGUAGCUAACACAUGUAAAGUCCUUCGUCAAACUCAAUAAUAUCGAAUACGGAAUUCAGCAGCUUGAUACGCUUGAGAAGACAAUGAAAGUCGAUGCUUGUGCAGAAGUUCUAGCUAGGUUUCAACCGCCUAGAGAGAAGCUACGCCGACCUUCAAAAUAUGUCUUUACUAUCAAAAUAGUAGAGGCGGAGGAUAUCAAGGCUUGCGAUCCAAAUGGUACUAGCGAUCCUUAUGUUGUGCUUGGAGAUGAGUAUGGAAAGAGACUAUCGAAGACCAGAGUUGUAAUGAGGACUCUCAAUCCGCGCUGGGACGAAUCUGUUGACAUCACUGUGGGCGGGGCGAUUAUGAUAAUUGCAACAGUGUGGGAUUGGGAUACAUUCGGUGAUCACGACUACGUCGGGAGAACUAACCUGAAAUUAGACCCCUCUCAUUUCAGCGACUAUAUGCCACGGGAAUAUUGGUUGAACCUUGACACACAGGGCCGGCUCCUACUGCGAGUUAGCAUGGAGGGUGAGAGAGACGACAUUCAAUUCUAUUUUGGUAAAGCUUUUCGUCUACUGAAGCGAACCGAACGGGAUAUGACACGAGUGAUCACAGACAAGGUAUUUCGAGCGACAGUGAUAUUUCACACAAAAACUAAUAUAUCGAUAGCUCUCACAAUACAUUAACUCAUCCCUCUCGCACGAAGCUCUACGGCAAUUGCUAUCUCGAGGCGGUAUGUCAGUGGCCGCGGUCACAAGCUUGUGGAAGAACCGACAAUCUCUUAUGCCAACACCAAUCACGCCUCUAGAGAUCGAAACUGCCCUCCAGCCACUUUUUACCUAUUUCAACGAUAAUUUCCAAAUUAUGAAGCAGACUUUGACGGACGAGUCUAUGGUUAUGGUCAUGACCAGACUGUGGAAAGAAGUUCUUCUAGCCAUUGAGAGCUUGCUCGUCCCACCGCUAUCAGACAAGCCGUCCUCACAGAAGCCUCUCAGUCAACAGGAACUAGAUAUUGCUUUCAGAUGGCUAGACCUCCUCUUCGAGUUCUUCCAUGCAAAGGAUGACGAGACAGGAGAAGUCUUGGGUGUUCCUGAGGACGUGUUGAAGUCUUCCAAGUACCAUGAACUGAAAUCGCUCAACUUCUUCUAUUUCGACGCGACGGACAACCUCAUUCGCACAUCAGAACGUAUGGCAUCAGCAACUGCUCAACGUGCACAGGCGCAACGAAACCGUCUCUCUGCUCCUGCCAGUCUUGGUGCCUCGUUUGGUGGUCUCAUGGGCACGACGUCGAUGAAGAGAGCGAAGAGUAUCAUGAUGAGCCGCAACCUGGGCACCAUGAAAAAAGCCAAGGAGGAAAAACGCAAGGAAGCACAGGCUGAUCCAAGUGACGAUAUGGUCUUGAGAAUCCUGCGGAUGAGACCUGAAGCUGCGUCCUACAUCCGAGAUAGGAGUAGACAGAAAGAACGACUUGCCGCAGCGGCGGCGGCGGAAACGAUUGUGCGACAGAGUCUGGCACAGGGAGGACCUCGAUUUGGGUCCAACAAUUUGCCGAGACGGUAGAGGAUUUUGGGAUGGAGGUAGGAAAACUGGUGGGCCUUUGUGGUUUGGGGGGUCUUUAAUGAUUGACGGCUGAAUGGGGAUGGAUUAGGAGUCUUCUUUUCUUAUUUCUUCUCUUCUCUCUUUUUCUUCCGACUUUUUGCAGAUGGCGUAAGAAGUGAUACCACUUGUGUUUAUGAACGUUUUUUUGUAAUGAAUAUUUCGGAAGAGUUUUGUAGUCGAAUUGACUUGUUUUUUGUUACCUACACAUA
This is a messenger RNA of Hymenoscyphus albidus, 4994 nucleotides long. NCBI's taxonomy places the organism in Eukaryota, Fungi, Ascomycota, Leotiomycetes, Helotiales, Helotiaceae. The record is from the annotation of a GenBank genome assembly.